This is a messenger RNA of Didymodactylos carnosus, 766 nucleotides long. The record is from the annotation of a GenBank genome assembly. NCBI's taxonomy places the organism in Eukaryota, Metazoa, Rotifera, Eurotatoria, Philodinida, Philodinidae.
UCAAAAAUAUGUUGAUUAUUUUAUUCUACAAGGUUUAGAUGAACAGCGCUUGACAGAUUUGAUACAAGCUGUUGAAUUAAUUUAUGUGAAUAAAACAAUGAGUAAUGUUAUUGAGAAAACUGUCGAAGAAUUUUAUGCACAUCAUUCAUUUCAAACAUUUAUAAGAGCGUGUUUAAUACCCAUGAUGUAUCUAUUAAAACGACAACAAAAUUUAGAUUUAAUUGUAAAUAAUAUUGUUCUUGAACUAAUGGAUACUACUAAUGGAUUGAAUCAAGAUAUACUAAAAAAUGUUCGUACAUUGACCGCUCUAUGUCAUCCAAUUGACAGAGAUGCAUUGAAACAUCAAUUAUUACGUUUAUCCAAUGAUGAAUAUCGACAAUUUUAUCGUGAUACAAGUGAAUCAACAAGAUCGUUAAAACAAAUAUUAUUCGAAGCCAUUCGAGAUGGUAAUAUGACUGAUUAUUUUCGAAUUUAUUCAGAAUUUAUUGAGAUUUGUAAAUAUCGAACACAAUUAACAAGAAUUGAUGUUUAUGGUUCGUCAAGUAAAGAAUUAUUUAGUCUUCAAGGAAAAUUACCACAAAGUUCUGGAAAAAGUACAUUACUCAAUUAUAUGUUUGGUACAUUGUUCGAUGUUCGAGAAGGACAAUGUAUUUAUGAUACUUAUGAUUCGGUAGUAAAAGCAAAUUCAUCUGAUUUUGAUUAUAUAUUAUUGAUCGAUAGUGGUGGUUUAUUAUCAAUUGAAAGAGGAGAUCGAGAAUAUGAUUGA